Messenger RNA from Cololabis saira (Pacific saury), 7089 nucleotides. It is a transcript of the gene ksr2, whose product is annotated as kinase suppressor of ras 2. Lineage: Eukaryota; Metazoa; Chordata; Actinopteri; Beloniformes; Belonidae. The transcript has 21 exons. Bases 500 to 3370 code for a protein of 956 amino acids. Gene Ontology annotation, molecular function: ATP binding; protein kinase activity. Gene Ontology annotation, biological process: protein phosphorylation. The record is from RefSeq and is a predicted model, not a curated record.
GCGAACCGGGAUGCGCCUGCUGCCAGGAGAGACAGAGAGCACCUGCAUCAGAUCCACACAGCAACACCUUUGAAGAGCACCAGGCUUCCCCUCCGGUCCGUCUCCUGCAGGCGAUGCGCUGAGCGGCCGCAUCUUCUCCUCCUCCUCCUCCCCUCCUCAGCAUCCACCCGAGAGGAGAGGGCACCCGAUGGAUGCUGUGGCACACCGUGAAGUCCCGUUUUGAUUCAGCCCACAUCCAGAGACACCUUGAUGAUCCAGCAGGAACUACGAGGACUGUUGUUGCAAUGGAGUCGACUCUGUCACGGCUCAAAGCCCGUCUCUAAACCUGCAACCUCUCUUUUCAUGGCGUUUCGCAGGUCGCUCCGCUCCGUGGGCUCCUCCACGCUCAUCUUUUGAAUCACUAUCAACAUUUUUUUUCCUUUUUUUUUUAUUUUUAAAUUUAUUUUAUUUCUCCUUGUUUUUGUACAAAAGGAAAAUAAGAUCCACUGUUCGCUAAACUAUGAACGAGGAGAUGACAAAAAGCGAGGAGCAGCAUCUGAGUUUGCAGAAAGCCUUGCAGCAGUGCGAGUUGGUGCAAAAUAUGAUAGACAUAAGCAUUUCUAGUUUGGAGGGUUUACGGACCAAAUGUGCCACAUCCAACGAUUUGACACAAAAAGAGAUCCGAACGCUAGAGGGGAAGUUGGUGAAGUACUUCAGCCGCCAGCUGUCCUGUAAAUGCAAAGUGGCCUUAGAGGAGCGCAGCGCCGAGCUGGAGGACUUCCCUCGCCUUGGCCACUGGUUCCGCAUCGUCAACUUGAGGAAAGAGGUCACACAGGACAUGAGCGGCGAGGAGGUGACUCUGGAGGGUCUUCUGGAGAUGAGCGAGGAGCAGGUCUGCGAGCGGCUGCAGCAGUUUGGUGCCAGCGAGGAGGAAUGUGCCCGACUCAACGCCUCCCUCUGCUGCCUCAGAAAGGCCCACCAGCUCGAACAACUUGAGGAGGAUAAAUUGCACAGUAAUGGAGGCAGCCAAGCUAAACAGGACUGGUCCAUCCAAUGGCCCACCUCUGAAUCUGGCAAAGAAAAUACUCCAGUUUGCCAGCCCGAGGCCAGUCAGUGGAUUAGGUUCCAACUCUCCCAAAGCCCCCAAGUCCAGUCCAAGUACAACCAGCACAUGUGCCACAGCCCACAGGCCCUGGGUCCCCCUUUAUAUGCCGAUCGACUCACUGUCGACGGCCCAGCUGCAGGGCUCUUCCCGACCUUGGACUAUGGUAACCGCUCCCUUCCGCCAUCACCUCGCCAGAGGCAUUUUGGACACACACCUCUGGUGGUCAACACCAUGACGCCACCUGGCACCCCCCCCAUGCGACGAAGGAACAAAGUCAAGGCCCCAGGAACACCGCCUCCACCGAGCCGAAAGCUCAUCCAUCUGCUGCCUGGCUUCACGGCACUGCACCGCAGCAAGUCCCACGAGUUUCAGCUUGGAAACCGGCUGGAGGAGACACAGACACCAAAAGCUAAGAAGAAGACCAAACCCUUGAACCUUAAGAUCAACAGCAGUGUGGGCAGCUGUGAGAAUCUGCCCACGCAGCGUUCACCCCUCCACAACGAACGAUCUCUGCGAACCUUCUUCUUCCCCUCUUUCAUCCCCUCCACACCUCCUGUCCAUGCCGAAACACCCUCUGCAAACACACUUUCAGUGCCUCGCUGGUCCCCACAGAUUCCCCGCAGAGAUCUGGGAAAUUCAAUAAAACACAGGUUUUCCACAAAGUACUGGAUGUCCCAGACAUGCACAGUAUGUGGAAAGGGAAUGUUGUUUGGACUAAAGUGUAAAAAUUGCAAGCUGAAGUGCCACAACAAAUGCACCAAAGAAGCCCCGCCUUGCCAUUUACUGAUCAUACAGCGAGGUGGACGAGAAUCCUUCAAAGACCACCAAGGAACGACUCAAGUAGCUCGUCUGGUACGGACCGAAUCAGUGCCAUGUGAUAUCAACAACCCGCUCAGGUACACAGACCUGCACAUCAGUCAGACGCUCCCCAAAACGAACAAAAUCAACAAGGACCACAUCCCUGCUCCAUACCAACCAGACUCCAGCAGUAAUCCCUCAUCCACCACUUCCUCCACCCCGUCCUCCCCAGCUCCUCCGUUGCCCAGCAGUGCCACCCCUCCGUCACCACUGCAUCCCUCCCCACAGUCAGCACGGCAACAGAAACAGUUCAACUUGACAGCUUCCAGUUAUUUCAAAUACAAACAACAGUUCAUCUUUCCCGAUGUCACUCCCGAGGUACCUCCCAGCAGAGCACCCCAAGUUAUUCUGCAUCCUGUUCUCUCUGAACCGGGGAACGAGAGCAACCCUUUACUUCAGAUUGAAGUUGAAGCGACAUCAGAGAACGAGGAUGGGAACGAUGAGGACUCUGGGGACGAGUUUGAGGAGAUGAACCUGUCACUUCUGUCGGCCCGUAACUUCCCUCGCAAAGCCAGUCAGACGAGCAUCUUCCUGCAGGAGUGGGAUAUCCCCUUUGAGCAGCUGGAGAUCGGAGAGAUGAUUGGAAAAGGUCGCUUUGGCAAAGUGUACCACGGCCGGUGGCAUGGAGAGGUCGCCAUCCGCCUGAUCGAUAUCGAGCGCGACAAUGAGGACCAGCUGAAGGCGUUCAAGCGUGAGGUGAUGGCCUACCGCAACACUCGCCAUGAGAACGUGGUGCUGUUUAUGGGGGCCUGUAUGAGCCCCCCACAUCUGGCCAUAAUCACCAGCUUGUGUAAAGGCAGGACGAUUUACUCCGUGGUGCGGGAUGCCAAGGUUGUCCUGGAUGUUAACAAGACCCGACAGAUCGCACAAGAGAUGGUCAAGGGGAUGGGCUACCUCCACGCUAAGGGGAUCCUCCACAAGGACAUGAAGUCGAAGAAUGUGUUUUACGACAACGGUAAAGUCGUCAUCACUGACUUUGGGCUCUUCACCAUAUCCGGUGUCCUGCAGGCUGGCAGCCGGAGAGAGGACAAACUGCGAAUCCCCAACGGCUGGCUGUGUCACCUGGCCCCAGAAAUCAUCCAGCAGCUCUCUCCAGACACGGAGGAGGACAAGCUUCCUUUCUCCAAACAGUCGGACGUCUUUGCUUUCGGCACCAUCUGGUUCGAGCUGCACGCACGUGAGUGGCCUUACAAGAGUCAGCCAGCAGAGGUGAUCAUCUGGCAGAUCGGCAGCGGGAUGAAGCCCAACCUCGCCCACACCGGCAUGGGGAAGGAAAUACUGGACAUUCUGCUCUCGUGUUGGGCUUACAAGCAGGAAGAUCGGCCCAGCUUCUCCAAACUGGUAGAUUUACUGGAAAAGUUGCCAAAAAGGAAUCGCCGUCUUUCCCACCCAGGGCACUUCUGGAAGUCAGCUGAGUAUGUCAAAUGAGUUAGGGACAUAAAACAAUCAGCAACUAUAAAUAGCAGCCGCCGUAACGCCACAUAAAUAACCCACCUCCAUAAAGAAUGCACUGAAUCCAAACGCCAGCCCAGUGAUUAAAAACUGCCCGUGCUCUUUAUCUCCAUGGAAUGUCGGCUCGUGUGUGCACAGAUGACGCGACUGUCGCUUACGUAAAGCAAUCGAGAUGCACGCUUGUUUUUGUUUCUCUUCUUUGUUUUGGUUCCUUUUUUUUAUUUCAGCCGUACUGGAUCUUUUUGCUUUUUCUUUUGUCUUCUACAAACAAAUUGUUCCCCUCAUUCUAUUUGGUUUGUUUCUUGCCUGUAUAUUGCUUGUAAUCUUCAACAGAUCAUGUCAUCCUGGAAAAAAAUACGUGUUUGAGAACAAAUGUAGACUUUCUUUUCCAUGUCUUACUCUUUUGUUCGUUGUUGUUCAGUUUGGUUUUGGAUGAAUGUAACUGUUGUACAUCGCAUACUGGAUGUUUUUGUAUGUUUUCAUAUUGUCUUGCCCAUUCCUGUUGUCUGCCAGCGGUUGUGCCACCUCAUGACCUCUCAUGCGUGGAUGUCCAGGUUAUGUGUUUUAAGUCCUUUAUUCUCACCGUACCACUUGAAUGUGAAGACGCCGACGCCCCUGCUCGCGUGUCGGUGCGUUGGCCCAGUUCUCUGAUCAGCUUGUGAUCACCGGAGAACAUGUGGUAGAUGUUUUAACGUCUACGUCCUCGGAGCGGUCAGACCAGGACUCCCUCACUUGACGCUGUGCUGUGAAUUCGCUGACACUUGAAAUGUAUCUCACCUGUUGCAGAACUUUACCUUUCAGACAUGCUAUCACUGAGCCCUUUCCCCCCAGAGCUGCAUCACGCUGCACCGCUAGUCUCAGCUGUGUGUUGCAUCAGAUGGAUUAAUUACUCUACAGCUUGUAACUAGCAGUCCGACAGGAAAGUCAUUUAACUCCAUCAACAUGAGAACACGGUUGGACCCUGAUCACAAUGUUUACACAGUGAUUCAACCUGUGUAUGCACCUCAAUGAUGCCUGGAUGCGUUAUCAGAGGAGUCAAAUAUCUAAACAAACAUUUAAGGGAACAGCCCUCAGUCUAUUAUUGCGUGGUUUGGAGUUUAAACUUUAGUUGAAGACUAAAAACACGUGAACCAGAGCGGUUUUGAGCGAGAACGGAGUAUUCGAUACGUUAACAUUAGCACUUAGCGGCAGUCAACCGCAGUCACAUGUUAAGCUCUUGAGGAGAAUCACAUGUCAUUCCACUAAAACCAGCACAAAAGGCUUUCUUUCAUGUUAAAAAUGCAUUUAAGUAAAGUAAAUAUUUACUACCUGCUAUCAGCAAAAACAGUGUAGCUCUGGACCCCUGUCCCAGUAGCGUCCUGCGUCACCUGCGUAUCGCUAACGGCGCCAUGUGACACCUCAACACUGAUCAAACUGGCUACAGAGCCAUAUCGGACGUCAUGGCAAAAGCGAUUUAGAGGCUCAAGAUGAAGAAAAAAAUUAUUAAGUAUUAAGUAAGAUUCAUGUAGUUUUGAUGCCCAACAAAAGUUUACGCUCAUUUUCAUCUAACGAUGGCCAUGUGGUUGUUUUAACUCCAGAACCCCCUUUAAGGUUUGUCUAACCUGUUUGUGUCAGCGCUACUUAAAAGCUGUGUUGUAGUCACAAAAAAUGAAAAAAAAAACAAAAAAAGUAAUGGGCCUCAUAUUGAAUAUUGAUAGUUUAAAAAAAAAGAUUUGACUUACUUUUAUGCCAAAUUGAUCGACUUCUUUGUCCUAAAGGAGAUAAUAAAAUUUACAGUCAUAUGUUUUGAAUGUAGUUUGUGAGAAAAGAUGAAGAUAUACUCUUUUUCAUCACCGUGAGCGGAGAAAAGAAAAGUUUGAACAUGAGAAAUGCCUGUCGUUGGAGGGGGUGUGAAGUGCUGAGACGCAAAGUGGAGCCACAGUUAACUACGCAGCUCCACUGACGUGACGGGAGGCUUUUAUCGAAAUCUUUUGCUGUAAAUUAAUGUACAAUGAAAAUCUUUUUAAUUCAGCUAAAAUGCUAAUCUUCUGAAAAGCGAACGAAGCUGGACAAUUAAUGUCAGUAACACAGUGUUACAUCCUGCCUACGCAGCCCUGCUAACAAGUUUAAUCGGUAAUAAAUAGAACUUUUCAUGGACGUUUAUCACAUCCAUCUUUACAGAAAUCAGCAGCAAACAUAAUGUAAAAUGUGAAAAGAAAGUUGGUUAGGAUUUUUUUCCCUUCUUACUCUGUCUAUAUUAUUAUAGUGCUGAUUAAAGUCCUCCGACUCUAAAGUUUAUAGUCUGAAAACUGUUAAAAUAAAAUUAAAAAAAAAUCCUAUGUAGGUGUAGAAACUGGUUUCAGAUGAAGACAUCUCAGGCUUUUGUUUUCAUCUACUGACAAAGUUGUUUUUGACUACAACACGUGAGCGUGCCACUACUGUAUAUCUCUUUUUGUCUAAAUUUCUGACUUCACAGCCAACGAAUGUGGUAAAUUAACUUAAAUCUGGCUGAAUUGAUCCAUAAACAUAUCAGAAAAGACAUAUCAGGAUGCCAAAGCCCAACCCAGGCCAUUUUUCUACUUCUUGUGUCUUUUGAAAGUAUAUUUUAAAUGUUUUUUGUGUUUUUCUUAGAUAGAACAGUCCGUCGUAUCGUUAUACAGUGACGUUGUGGUAUCAUUUGAGCUGUAAACUGCUUUUAUUCUCUCUUGACACAUCAGAUAGAUUGAGACAAUCCAAUCAUGUGAAAUGACCAUUUUCCACCUCAUUCUAUACACAUCUGCCACUGCUUGAAAAUGCAUACAAAAAAUGUGCUGCUGUUUUUAUUUUAUUUUAUUUUCUAAGUCUGUCAAUUUUGGAAUUGCUGGGACACAAAUAAUGUAAGUGGAUCAUUUAUAUUUGUACUGUUUACAACUUUCAAGUGCAUGAGAAGGACUAUCAAAGAUUGAUUUUAAUUUAAAAAGAUAGAUUCAUCGUACAUGUGUGUGUGUAUGUGUGUGUGUAUAUAUAUAUAUAUAUAUAUAUAUAUAUAUAUAUAUAUAUAUAUAUAUAUAUACAUACAUACGUACAUGUAUAACGUAUGUAAACUUUUUUCUGAUGGCCCGUCGUUUAUUGAGUAAUUUGAUCUCAACUUGUACGUGAGGCUCUGCAAAACUUUUAACUUUUCAGCAGCUUUGUUUUAGUUAUGAUUGUUUCAGUAUAUUUAUAGAUAUACAGUACAGACCUGGACACACCUUCUCAUUCAAACAAAUGGGGAAGUAUGUCGAAACUUUUGAUCUGUACUGUAUGAAAAGAUUAGAAUAGCAUUUAAAUAAAAGUACAUACAACCUGUGCACAUCCUAGAGUUGACAAUAAGCUGAAUGGACAAUAUUCAAAGGUAGUACAUUAGUGCCAAGUGUACAUAACAGAUUGUAGAAUAUGUUUUAUCGUCACUAUUAAUAUUCCUUGUGAUAUUUUCUCCUUUUUUUAAACUUUUUUUUGGAAUGUACAAAUUAUGUUGUGUUUUUGUUGAAUCUUGUUUUGCCUUUGUUGAUUUAGAUUUAUUUUCCUCCAUUUCCCUUCUAAUUGCAUUGAUACUGUGUUGUUUCUUUUCCUUGAUUCUGUCCUUGUAUUGUAGAUUUUAGGUCCAAAAAGCUUGUAUUUAAUGAUGCCUUAUGGUCCACGGCUUAGUGAUGAGUAGAUUCUGAUCAUGAGCUCUUUUAUUUGCACUCAUCCUUUAC